AUGAUAUUGAAAAUUAAAAUUAAUAUGAACAUCUUAAAAUAAAAGCAAGAAGCAUAAAUAUGUGCAUUAGACACUAUAUGCUAAACUCAUCAAUUAGAAUUGAUUGCAGUUGAUUUAGACUUGUCAGACAAAGCUCAGAUAAAAUUCUAUUGUGGUAAAUGCUUAGUUGAGAAAAUAAAUAAUAAUAACUUGACAACUAUAGAGUAGUCAAAGGAGAGAAUCUUAUAAGCAAAAGCUAAAUAAUAAGAAAAUAACAUUAAAGAAAAUUAAGCAAGGCUGACCUAUUACAAGAAUAUAUUAGAUCAAAUUUUAGACUUCAAAAGAUCUGUAGAUGAUACUUUAGAAAAGAUAUAUAAACAAAUAUAAUAAUUCAUAUUUCCAAUUUAGAAAGAGAAAUAAGAAUUGCAAGAUUAUGAAUAAUAAUUAAAUUACUUUGAAGAUAUUAAAUAAUUAUCCUAGUUAUAUUCCCAAGAAUGUUAGAAAUCAUAGAAAUUAGUAGAAGAUAAUAAUUUUAUUGAUUCCAUUCAAAGUCAAUUAGAAUUACUCUUCAAUAAUUCUGAAUACUUUUAGAUGUUAGACACAAUUAAGAAUACAAAAGGGAUUAUUAAAGAUAUUAAGGAAAAUAAUGCUAUUGAAUUAAUUCCGCUAUUAAUAAUUAAAAAUGAUUAGGUAUUACUUAUUUAUUAUGAUUAGAAAACUCUAAGUCUAAAUAGAAUUUGUAGUAAUCAUAAAAAAGAGAUUAUUAUGAUUGAUAUGGAUUCACAAAAUAAGAAAAUUGAAGAUAGAUUUGUUUGUGUCCAUUGCAUUUCUGAGAAUCCAUAAAUUAAAUAUUAGCCUAUUGAAAAUGUGAAUAAGCUAUGGAAUGACUAUCGCGUAGAGUCUGAAAAAAUAUAAGAGAAAUACAAAAUAGAAAGCAGAAUAAAAAAAUCAGAAUUAUUUACUCAAAUAGCCAAAAUGAGAAAGGAUCAUAAUAAGAAAUUGAAUGAUAUUACAGAAAAGUUGAUUACAGAGUAAUUCCUAGUAAGCGAUAAGGAGAAAAAUCCAAAUUAAAUAAAGAAUAUUUCUAUUUAAACAUUAAAUGAUGAAUAACUACUAAGAGAUUUAGCUUAGUUAAUUCAAAAGGAAAAAGAAAAUGUAUCUUAAAUCCAAAUAAUUACAAAUUUAAAGAGUAAAGAAUCCAAUUUCAAAAAUGAAAUUGAAUUUCAUUUAGAAUCUCUAAAGUAAAAUGGUUUAUAAGACAUCUAAUAAUCAUUAGAUAUUCUCAAGGACAAUUCAAGUAUGAGUAUCAUAACAUUAUUUAGUUGAGAAAACUCUAAUCAUUAAAUUUUCUGGGAUACUAGAAUAAAUAAAAACAUAUAGAUAAAACGAAGUAAACUAAAAAAACGAAGAUAAUUUUAUAAAGGAAUUUUAAGAAUUUAUUGAAUCAUCUAAAAAAUGUGAAAGCCAAUUAAAUUUAUUUGAUGAAAUUUUAACAAUUUAUUAGCAACAUAUUUAGAAAAUUUAAUAGAUUUAAUAGAAUGUCUAAAUAAAAUAAUAAGAUUAAAAAAACAAUUCAGAAUAGGUAAAUACUUAAUAUUUGAAUAUUUCCAAUAUUUUGAAUGAUUAUGUUAAUUCCUUUCAUAAUAGUACUAACCAAUUGAAAAAGUAUUGUAAUAUUUAAUAAUUGGAAAAUGAUUUGACAAAAUUAACAGAAUCUAGUAGAAAUUUGGAAUUUGAGAGUACUAAAUUAUUUAACUCUAGAAAAUAAUUCAAUCAAUUAGAUGUAACAAGCAUUUGACUAGAAAUUGAAAGAGAUAAAUGGGAAGUUAGACUUAAUGGAAAAAGAAUAUAAAAAUGCAAAAAAAUAAUCCGAUUUGGCUCAUGAAGAAAAUAUUCACCUUAAAAAUUUGCACAAAAUGGAGAUUAAGUAACUAGAAGAUUAAUGUAUGUAAUAACCCAAAUAUUAACAGAAAAUAAAUUAAAAUAGGAAUUUAGCCAAUAAUUGAGUUAAAAAGAAUCAAAGUUAAUA
Molecule: messenger RNA, 2008 nt
Organism: Paramecium octaurelia
Lineage: Eukaryota; Ciliophora; Oligohymenophorea; Peniculida; Parameciidae
Source: the annotation of a GenBank genome assembly